This is a messenger RNA of Drosophila eugracilis, 1856 nucleotides long. It is a transcript of the gene RabGGTa, whose product is annotated as geranylgeranyl transferase type-2 subunit alpha. Bases 73 to 1584 code for a protein of 503 amino acids. Gene Ontology annotation, cellular component: Rab-protein geranylgeranyltransferase complex; cytoplasm. Lineage: Eukaryota; Metazoa; Arthropoda; Insecta; Diptera; Drosophilidae. Gene Ontology annotation, biological process: protein geranylgeranylation. Gene Ontology annotation, molecular function: Rab geranylgeranyltransferase activity. The record is from RefSeq and is a predicted model, not a curated record. The transcript has a single exon.
UUGAUCAGCUGUUACUUCUGACUAAUAUUUUCUAUUAUUUUAACAAAGUGCAGUUGAUUAAAUUUUAAGGCCAUGCACGGACGUGUUAAAGUGAGGACAACGGAGGAGGAGCGGGAGAGGAAGAAGAAGGAGCAGGCCCUGAAAGUCCGGGCCUAUCGAGCCGCCAUGGGAAGGAUUCAGAAGAAAAGGGAGGCGGGUGAGCUGGACAAUGAAAUGCUCACUCUGACUGUGCAGAUCCUGCAGCGAAAUCCGGAUGUCAGUACGCUGUGGAACAUUCGCAGGGAGUGCGUGCUGGAGAAGCUGGCCAAGUUAAAGGAGGAGGAAGCCAAGGAGGAGAAGCCGGCUGAAGAAGAGCAUCAGGUGAAGACGCCUCCUGAAGACAAGUCCCAUUCCAUAUUCACUUGCGAACUAGACCUCACCGAGCAGUGCCUUAUGGUCAACCCCAAGUCCUACAACGCGUGGCACCACCGCUGCUGGACCCUGGAGCAGAACCCCCAGGCGGACUGGCAACGGGAGCUGCAGCUGUGCAACAAAUACCUUAAGUUCGACGAGCGCAACUUUCACACUUGGGACUAUAGACGUUAUGUCACCGAGAAAGCCGCUGUGCCUGCGGCCCAGGAGCUAGACUUUUGCACCGAGAAGAUCAAGGUGAACUUCUCCAACUACUCCAGCUGGCAUCACCGGAGUCUGCUGCUUCCAGAACUAUAUCCCAACGAGCAGAGGGAUCGCCCCAUGAGCGAGGAGAAGCUGCAGCAGGAACUGGAGAUGGUGCUAACGGCCGCCUUCACCGAUCCCAACGACAGCAGUGCCUGGUUCUACCAGCGAUGGCUGUUGGGCAGUGGCGCCCAGCUCGACCGGGCUCCCAGGAUAGCUGCUUUUCGGCUGGAGUCCAACCUAGCAGUACUUGCCUUAGACAAACCCUACUCAGAUCUAAAACAACUGAAAACCGAGCUGGUUGGCGGAGAGAAAACAGUGCUAUUGCAAUCCUGGCUGCCCGUGGAUAACCUAGGAACCAGUUGGAAGUGCCAGCAGUCGUUCAAUUACCAAAGAAACACAACCUACUCGCUUAAACUUUCCGAUCAAGAGGUAACCCUCUUACCUCUUCCUAGCACCGAAGAUGGAGCCUUUUACUUCGCGCCUCCACAUGCUACCACCAGUUGCAGCAAGGAACUUCUUGCGGAGCUGCAAACGCAGCUGCAAUCCUGCCUAGAUCUUUUGGAAUUCGAACCCGACAGCAAGUGGACUCUCCUAACAAGUGCCCUCCUAAUGCGUGCCAUCGAUGUGUCACCCAACCAUGAAAAGAGUUUGGAACACUUGGUCAAGCUGGAAAAGGUAGAUGCUUUGAGGGAAGGAUACUACAAGGACCUAGCCGCCAGGUGGUCUUUGGAGUCGGAAUUGGCGAAGUGGCCAACAGCUUCGGGAUAUCCAAAUACCUUUUCAUUGGCGGACGACGUACUCCUGACAUCACUACCUUAUGCGCAAUACCUUGUCAUUGCCGAUGUGUUGAACAUUUCCACCAAUCUCAGGGAGAAGCUGGGAGAUUCAGUGCCCAAAACAUUCGCAAACUUGAAGUUACAUUCUUAGACUAGACUAGCUAAUCGGGAAUUUCAAUGUUAUUUUAAUCGGUUUCCAUUAGAUAAUCUAAUAUUUUCCAUUCGGUGUGUACUGAGUCUACACUUAAGCGAUUGGAUAUUCUGAGAAAAACUUGAAACGAUCUAACUUUCAAUUAGGAAUUAUUCCUUUUUAUAAAUACAUUCUUUUUUAUGAAUAUCCUGUUUUAUAUAAACAUAAUACCCUAGUAAGGUAUGCAUUAUACACAAAAGUGAUUGAAUUUAAAAUAUACGAAUAGCAAAACA